Molecule: messenger RNA, 921 nt
Organism: Bactrocera latifrons
Lineage: Eukaryota; Metazoa; Arthropoda; Insecta; Diptera; Tephritidae
Product: serine proteases 1/2-like
Exons: 2
Coding region: 28-861 (277 amino acids)
Biological process (GO): proteolysis
Molecular function (GO): serine-type endopeptidase activity
Source: RefSeq, a predicted model, not a curated record
AUCAUAGUAUUUGUUUACUUAAGCAAAAUGAAAGUGUUCAUUGUGUUGGCAUUGAUUGUGGCUACGGCCUCUGCGGGUUUUGUCACCCCAUCUCAAGAAGCUGUACACCCACGUGAUUUGGCCGCUAUUCUGGCACAGCCCGAAGGUAUUCAGGGUCGCAUUACCAAUGGCAAAGAUGCCGCAGAGGGUCAGUUCCCCUAUCAGGUUGGUUUGAGCUUCAGCAGCAGCAACGGCGGUUGGUGGUGCGGUGGUUCUCUGAUCGACAACACCUGGAUUUUGACUGCUGCUCACUGCACAAGCGGCGCCACCGGUGUGACCGCUUACCUCGGCGCUACUGUUCGUACCAGCCCCAAGCUGUCGUAUACCGUUAAUAAGAGCAACUUUGUGCAACACAAGAGCUACAGCUCGCUGACCCUUGCCAAUGACAUUUCGCUGAUUAAGAUCCCAUCCGUAUCUUACUCCAGUUACAUUUCCAAGAUUGCCUUGCCCAAGAUCUCCUCCUCGUACUCCACUUACUCUGGCGUUAAAGCUAUUGCUUCUGGUUGGGGACUCAUCAGUGACUCGGCCGCCGCUGUUAACUCCAAAUUGCAAUAUGCUCAAUUGCAAGUUAUUGACAACAGUGUCUGCGCCAAGACCUACGGUUCGUUGACCGUUACCUCGAAGACUAUUUGCACUGCUACGCCUAGUGGUACCUCUACCUGCAGCGGUGACUCUGGCGGACCAUUGGUGGCUGAUGGUGUUCUCAUCGGUGUAACCUCGUUUGUGCACAAGAAAGGUUGCCAAUCUGGCGCUCCAGCUGGUUUCGUGCGCGUCACCUACUUCUUGGACUGGAUAAAGCAGAACAGCGGCGUUGCUAGCUAAAUUUUGAUUGAAAAGGAAUAACUGUCAAAAUAAAUGAUUGAUUAAUUGCGAAAAAAAUAA